AUGGCCAACAAAGACGAGUUGACAAGAAUGGAGGUUUGCGAUACAAUUCAUGUGGAACAAUCUCAUCCAUCUAUUCGCGAUCCCGAAAUUCAAGUCGAUCAAACGCACGCUGAAAUAUAUCGCGAGGCUCUGCAGUUAUUUCCAGACGAUGAUUCGAUUGACAAAGCUACCGAGAGAAAACUAAGGCGGAAGCUGGAUUGGCAUAUCCUGCCACUGCUGGGAAUGUGCUAUUUCUUCUAUUAUGUCGACAAAACCACAAUGUCUUACGCUGCUAUAUUUGGCAUCAAAGAUGACUUGAAGCUUCAUGGCACGCAGUAUUCAUGGCUAUCGAGUGUUUUCUAUUUUGGGUGGUUGAUCUGGUCUAUUCCCUCUAACUUGAUCAUGCAGCGAAGCCCACCUAGCUGGUACUUGUCAAUUAACAUCUUCUUAUGGGGUGCUCUAUUGAUGUGUCAAACUGCGGCCGGUAAUUUCACAGUCCUUGUCGUGUUACGUGUCCUAUCUGGUGCUUUUGAAGCAAUCGCAGAUCCAGCAUUUAUGUUGUUUACAUCUAUGUUCUAUACGAGGGAAGAGCAACCUUCCCGUAUAUCAGCUUGGUAUGCAUGGAAUGGCAUAGGAGUGGCUGGGGGUGGUUUAAUUGGCUACGGUAUUGGUCAGAUACAGGGUACACUCCCUGCGUGGCGUUAUGAAUUUCUGAUAAUCGGGGCGCUUUGCGCCUCCUGGGGAAUCGUGCUCGCUUUCCUACUCCCAAAUUCUCCAACAACCAUCCGGAACUUCACGCACCAAGAGAGACUUAUGCUUAUUGCACGAAUGCGCCAUAAUCAGACUGGGGUAGAACACCACAAGGUGGAAUGGUAUCAAAUCAAAGAAGCUUUACUGGAUUACAAAACUUGGCUUUUCAUGUUGAUGGGAUUUGUUUCCGCGGUGCCGAACGGCGGUAUAUCCAACUUUUCCACGUUGGUUAUUAAAGGUUUAGGCUUUGACACUUUACACACAGCAUUGCUUGGCAUACCCCAAGGAGUACUCGUCUCUAUUUGGAUUGGGCUAGGAGCCCUGGCAAAUCAUUACAUGCCGCCAAACAGCCGCACUCUGGUUUGCGCUGCCUUCAUGUUGCCAACCAUUGCUGGUGCAUUGGGCUUCUUGCUUGCGCCUGCAGAUGCUUAUGUCGGACGGUUGAUAUGCUUCUACCUCACCGGGUCAUACCAAGCGUCCUUUGUCAUUUGUUUAUCCCUAAUAACGAGUAACACUGGAGGCCACUCGAAGAAGAUGAUAGUGUCAGGUAUCAUAUGGUUUGGAUCUUGUAUAGGAAGUAUCUCCAGUCCCUUUUUCUAUAAAACUUCUCAGGCCCCUACCUACCAUCUAGGUAUUGGGUCUUUGCUAGUUUCAAACGUUAUCGAGCUCGCCCUGUUCUUUGUUUUACGUUCUGCGUUCAAGUGGGAGAACCGACAGAAGGAGAAGAAACGUGCCACUCUUCAGGAUACUGGUGACAUCAAAAAUAGUCGUGAAGCCCUGAAUAUUACAGCAUUUCAGAAUCUCACAGACAAGGAAAACCCAAACUUUGUUUAUUGUUAUUGA
Messenger RNA from Penicillium angulare, 1572 nucleotides. Its product is annotated as MFS general substrate transporter. The transcript is spliced from 4 exons. Lineage: Eukaryota; Fungi; Ascomycota; Eurotiomycetes; Eurotiales; Aspergillaceae. The record is from RefSeq and is a predicted model, not a curated record. Gene Ontology annotation, cellular component: membrane. Bases 1 to 1572 code for a protein of 523 amino acids. Gene Ontology annotation, biological process: transmembrane transport. Gene Ontology annotation, molecular function: transmembrane transporter activity.